This is a messenger RNA of Myripristis murdjan (pinecone soldierfish), 1563 nucleotides long. RefSeq names its product probable G-protein coupled receptor 139. Gene Ontology annotation, molecular function: G protein-coupled receptor activity. Gene Ontology annotation, cellular component: plasma membrane. Gene Ontology annotation, biological process: G protein-coupled receptor signaling pathway. The coding region runs from base 120 to 1208 and encodes 362 amino acids. The transcript has 3 exons. NCBI's taxonomy places the organism in Eukaryota, Metazoa, Chordata, Actinopteri, Holocentriformes, Holocentridae. The record is from RefSeq and is a predicted model, not a curated record.
CUGAGCCAUAACCAGCUGGGAUGCACGUCUGUGGGAGAAAUCAACUCUGCACAACGCCUUCAUAGUCCUACAGAAAGCAGGUAUUACCAUGUAUGUUAUUGCCUGGUGUUGAAUGAACCAUGGAGGGAUCCAGCGUCACCAUCUUCAUCACUGUACAGAAGAUCUACUACCCACUCCUUUGCAUUAUGGGUAUUCCAGCCAACCUCUUCACAUUCUACAUGAUCUGCUUCCGUAAGUGUGGGAUGUCUGACACAGCCAUCAUCUACCUGAGCUGCCUCGCCAUCGUGGACACCUUCUACCUGGUGUGGGUGAUCCUUCUUGACCUGACGCUCACCUUCUGGCUGCUGCAGCCCUUCUGGCACUCCCAUCCCUGGUGUGGCAUCAUGGGCUUCCUGCAGUACGGAUCGCUCUACAGCUCCUCCUGGAUCGUGGUGGUGUUCACCAUCGAGCGCUACCUCGUCCUCAGCAGCACCACGGCCAAGCAGCACCUCUCCCAGACUCGGGUCACCAAGCUUACUUGUAUAGGCAUCGUCCUGGUGUCCCACUUGGCUUCAGUGCCGAUGGGCUGGAUCAACCAAGUGACGCCUGUCAACUACACUGUGGAGGGGGAGAACGUCACGCUGCCCAGGUGUCGCUACCGCAACCAGACCUACUCCACUGUUCUGGUGUGGAUAACCACCUUCCUCUCGGGGGGAAUCCCCAUUGUGUUGGUCAUCAUCUUCAACUACCUCAUCGGGUAUCAUCUAAGCCGUGCCAGCAAGCUCUUCACCAAGGAGGAGCGGCGGGUAAUACGGGGCAGGAGCACCAGGGGCAUGUUGAGAAGGACCUUCCUGGUUCUGGGCACCGUCUCCGUGGCCUUUGUCGUGCUCAGCCUGCCUCGCUUCGUCACCUACUGCAUCCUGCGAACAGAGUACAACAAUGAGGCAUUCGACAGGAAUGACUACAGCAUCCCCAUUAAUGUGGCCAGCGACUUGGCCAACAUGCUGCAGAACCUCAACUCCACCACCAACUUCCUGCUCUACUGCAUGGUUAGCAGGCGAUUCCGGCAGGAGCUGCUGCAGGUGCUGACAUGCAAGGCCAAAGCGCGUGAACUGGGCUCCUUCCUCACCCACACCACCAUGAAAGUCUUCACGGUCACAGAUCACAAGGCCUUGUCAGCCAGCAACCCUGUAACAGUAGUGCUGACUAAUCUCAGACAGACACAGUAGGAAGUAAGACACGCUGGAGAUCAUUAAAGGAUUACUUUGCCCUUCUAUUAUUUACCAUUUGCUCACGCAGAACACAACAUGUUUUCAAACACAUUCUUCAGAGAGAAUGAAGAAUCCAAAACCUACAGCCACCUCUUUUGGCAUGGAAUUGAAUGGUGACUUCAGCAAUCAGCGGCAAAAGAGAUAUGAAAAUACUUUUUCAAUUCAAAAAAAGACCAAAGACCCACCUCCACCUUUCUCCAGAAGUCCUACUCACUCAGUGACACAUCUGUAAAAAAGCGCAUAAAAUAUAUUUUUAAGGAUUUUAACCCUAUAAAGCCUGAACUAUGAAAGAAUUGGCAGAAAAUUCCAGUUU